This is a messenger RNA of Haplochromis burtoni (Burton's mouthbrooder), 1851 nucleotides long. RefSeq names its product ras-related protein Rab-9A. Gene Ontology annotation, biological process: retrograde transport, endosome to Golgi; Rab protein signal transduction. Gene Ontology annotation, cellular component: late endosome; lysosome; phagocytic vesicle. NCBI's taxonomy places the organism in Eukaryota, Metazoa, Chordata, Actinopteri, Cichliformes, Cichlidae. The coding region runs from base 103 to 1032 and encodes 309 amino acids. The record is from RefSeq and is a predicted model, not a curated record. The transcript is spliced from 3 exons. Gene Ontology annotation, molecular function: GTPase activity; GTP binding.
AACCUACACACACACACACACACACACACACACACACACACAUUGCCAACUGUAUAUUUCACUUUCAUUUCUUCACAGUGAGAAACUCACAUUAGACUGUGGAUGCGUCGGUUUGAUCCAGGAACGCGCCUGGUGACGGGAGGCGUGACAGCCCCUGCCGGGUCAUAUGAGCGUCAUCCGCAGCUGCGGGGCCAGAGAGCAGCGGCAGGGACACCGCAGCGCCAUGUCACCGGCUAUCAGCAGCGGCCCAUCGGGGAAAACGGGAGGAAUUUAACCGCUAGAAUCCAGCACCGAUUGGCACAUCGACAGGCAGCUGAAGUGAUCGGCGUGCAGACGCAAGGGUCAAACUGCUUCCUUCAUCGUUCGGCCGUCCCGUGCGGUCUCCCUGCUCAGAGUAGUCAGUCCAAAGCACCAGGCUUCAUGAUGUCCAAAUCCGCUCUCUUAAAGGUGAUCCUUCUGGGGGACGGUGGCGUGGGCAAAUCGUCACUCAUGAACCGAUACGUCACCAACAAGUUCGACUCGCACCUCUUCCACACCAUAGGCGUGGAGUUCCUGAACAAAGAGCUGGAGGUGGACGGGCGCCGCGUCACCCUGCAGAUCUGGGACACGGCGGGUCAGGAGCGUUUCCGCAGCCUCCGCACGCCGUUCUACCGCGGCUCCGACUGCUGCCUGCUCACCUUCAGCCUGGACGACGGACAGAGUUUCCAAAACCUGGCGAACUGGAAGAAGGAGUUUACUUACUAUGCUGACAUAAAGGACCCCGACAGCUUCCCCUUUGUGGUGCUGGGAAACAAACUGGAUAUCCCUGAGCGUCAGGUGUCUGGGGAGGACGCUCGAAAGUGGUGUCGCGAAAACGGCGGACACCCGUACUUUGAGACGAGCGCCAAGGAUGCUACGAAUGUAGCGUCGGCCUUUGAGGAGGCAGUGCGUCGCAUUCAGAUGACAGAUGACAGAGAUGGUCACCUCAUCAGCACUGACACCAACACGGUGGACUUGCAGAGGAAGAGUCAGGCUCAGAACAGCUGCUGCUGAGCUCAGCCUUCAGUGUGUGACAGGAAGUGAGCGAGCAGGAGAUCAUGUGAUACUCCUGCAGAGGGCACACAGGGAGUGUGUUUUCUGCAGAAAAUGGGAACUGGCGGUGGCUCAGCAGCUCCACAACGCAGCCUGUGACGUCCUCGGCUGGAGUCUUGAUGCAAAUCAACAGUUUUGUGCAGUUAUUCAUGAUUUCUACACAUUAUGAUGUCGGUUACAUUUAGUCCCUCACAGAAACAAAUUGAAUCAUUAACAUUUCUCAUUUGGAUGUUUCGAUUUAUAAAUUGUGAAUAACUCAAAUGGGGUUUUCAAUUUAUUAAAAAAAACAAAGAAAACAAGCUAAAUUGUGUCACGUCUAAACCACUAAACACAGGAUUUCCACCAGUUGGUGUUUCAGACUCGCUGAUGGUUUUUAUGUCACUGAUGGAGCUGCGUCUGGAAGCCACAGAAAGUCCUCUACGAUUGUUUUUGCACACCGAAGCAGACACUGUGCUCAAUAUGAAGGAGUAAAACCUAAGCUACAAAAUGGCUUUUACAGCAGUUUAAUACUAAUUAUCCUUAAACAGACCUGCGAGUCAGAUGCAUACCUCUCAGAAAACAACCUAAAUUUAAAGCUAGUAAUGUUUUUGCUUCAGAAACACACGACACACCUUCUUUUCCAUCUAUAUAAACACAUAAAUGGAUGUAAACUAAAUGAUAUUAUUUUCUAUUUUGGCAGCAUAAUAAUGUCAAACCAGAUAUUUUCAAAAUGUUGCUAGCUGGAGUUAAUGUUUUGUGUUUAUUAGUAUUUAUUCAUCAGCUAUUGUAAUGCUUAAAUUA